GCUGUCGGCGUCGGUCUCGGGCUCCGGUCCUUGGCCUCCAUCCCUUCAUUGCCUUCCGAGGUGGCGGAGUUUGUGAAGGGGGCGGUGGACGAGUGCAAACCCAGCGGCGUGCACGUCGUAACGGGCACGCCGGAGGAGACGGCCGACAUCCUUGCGGGCCUAGAGAAGGAAGGGAUGGUCAAGAAGCUCCCAAAAUAUGAAAACUGCUGGCUGGCACGAACCGACCCAAAAGACGUGGCUCGGGUGGAGAGCAAGACUGUGAUUGUGACCAAGAACCAGAGAGACACCAUUCCCGUCCCCGCCGAAGGAGUCAAGAGCCAACUGGGCAGCUGGAUGAGCGAAUCCGACUGGCAGAGGGCGAGACAAGAGCGAUUCCCGGGAUGCAUGGCAGGUCGUACCAUGUAUGUUAUUCCUUUCAGUAUGGGUCCAGUGGGUUCCAAUCUUGCAAAAUAUGGUGUCCAGGUAACUGACUCUCCAUAUGUCGUGGCCAGUAUGGGCAUCAUGACCCGUAUGGGUACACCGGUUCUGAAUAAACUGGCUGAGGGAGUGGAGUUUGUCCGUUGUCAGCACUCUUUAGGGCGGCCUUUCCCAUUGAAAGCCCCGCUGGUCAACUCGUGGCCCUGCAACCCAGACAAGGUGCUGAUCUCUCACCUGCCGGACACUAGGCAGAUCUUGUCAUACGGCAGCGGUUAUGGAGGAAACUCCCUCUUGGGGAAGAAGUGUUUCGCUCUCCGUAUUGCCUCACGCAUUGCCAAGGAUGAGGGAUGGCUGGCAGAGCAUAUGUUGAUCCUGGGAAUCACUAACCCUCAGGGAGUGAAGCGUUACGUGGCGGCCGCGUUCCCGAGCGCCUGCGGUAAAACCAACUUGGCAAUGAUGAAACCAGCUCUGCCCGGUUGGAAAGUGGAGUGCGUGGGAGACGACAUUGCCUGGAUGAAGUUCGACGCUCAAGGGAAGCUGAGAGCCAUUAACCCCGAGAACGGCUUUUUCGGCGUUGCCCCGGGAACUUCUGAUAAGACCAACCCUUACGCAAUGAGCACCAUAGCUAAAAACACAGUGUUUACCAACGUUGGCGAGACCAGUGACGGAGGAGUAUGGUGGGAGGGUCUCGACCCCCCUGCGGAUGGCGUCACACUGACUGACUGGCAUGGAAAAACCUGGAAGCAUGGAAGCGGCACACCUUGCGCCCACCCAAACUCGCGCUUCUGUGCGCCGGCAGCUCAGUGCCCCAUCAUCGACCCUCAGUGGGAGAGCGAAGAGGGCGUUCCGAUUGACGCCAUCAUUUUCGGCGGUCGCAGGCCGCAAGGAGUUCCUCUGGUCUACGAGUCUUUUAACUGGCAACACGGUGUCUUCGUUGGAGCUGCGAUGAGGUCAGAGGCCACAGCAGCUGCUGAGCAUAAAGGAAAGGUGAUCAUGCACGACCCCUUCGCCAUGCGGCCGUUCUUCGGCUACAACUUCGGCGACUACCUCGCUCACUGGCUGAGCAUGGAGACGCGAAAGGGCCCGACUCACCUGCCGAAGAUCUUCCACGUCAACUGGUUUCGGAAGGACCCCGCCAGCGGCGCCUUCCUUUGGCCGGGCUUCGGCGAAAACGCCCGCGUGCUGGAGUGGAUCUUUAAACGCUGCGGCCGGGAGGGCGACGAGGAGGCCGCCAAGAAGAGUGUCAUCGGGUGGCUGCCGGAGGACGGCGCCAUUGACACGCGGGGGCUAGGCGGCGACGUGGACAUGGGCGCCCUGUUUGACGUCCCCAAGCAGUUCUGGCAGAACGAGACCAAGGAGCUGAGAGCGUACUUCAGCCAACAAGUGGGAGGUGACCUGCCCGCUCAGGUGGAGGCUGAGUUGAAGGCUCUGGAGGACCGGGUUCAUGGCUAA
Messenger RNA from Nerophis lumbriciformis (worm pipefish), 1869 nucleotides. NCBI's taxonomy places the organism in Eukaryota, Metazoa, Chordata, Actinopteri, Syngnathiformes, Syngnathidae. The record is from RefSeq and is a predicted model, not a curated record.